AUGGUUGUUGGAUCAGCAAGUUAUCCAGGGAGGCAAGUGCUCCACAAAAUGCAACCAAUGGGCAUGACACCACGCGAGUUGUCCGAAUACGAUGAUCUGGCCACGGCACUUAUUGUGGAUCCUUAUCUCGGGAUAACUACACACAAAAUGAAUAUUCGCUAUAGGCCAUUGAAAACAAAUAAAGAAGAAUUAAAAAACAUAAUAAAAGAAUUCAUUCAAACUCAAGAUUAUAAUAAAGCCUACUCAAAACUUGCUAAUGGUGAAUGGAUGCCUAGGCAUUUCAGUAAAAACAAACAUCAACAAAAUAAACUAAGAGAACAUAUAUACCGUUAUCUCAGAGUAUUUGAUAAAAAAGCUGGAUUUGUGAUUGAACCAUGUUAUAGGUAUUCUUUAGAAGGUCGGGUCGGGGCCAAAAUUUCAACAACAAAAAAGUUUUUCAAACAUGAAAGGAUUGAUUUUUUAGUCGGGUGUAUAGCUGAGAUGACAGAAGAGGAGGAGAAGCAAUUGUUACACCCAGGAAAAAAUGAUUUUUCUGUAAUGUAUAGUUGUCGAAAAAAUUGUGCUCAGUUAUGGCUAGGCCCUGCAGCUUACAUUAAUCAUGAUUGUAGACCAACAUGCACUUUUGAAGCCACUGAUAGAGGAAAAGCUUUUGUUCGUGUAUUAAGAGAUAUUGAAGUUGGUGAAGAAAUAACAUGCUUUUAUGGGGAAGACUUUUUUGGAAAUGGAAAUUGUUACUGUGAAUGUGAAACAUGUGAAAGAAGAGGCAAAGGUGCUUUUUCUGUUCAAAAUGCUCACAAUGAUGAACAAGCUACUAGAUAUAGAUUUAGAGAAACUGAUAAUAGAAUUAAUAGAACAAAAGCAAAACAAACACAAAAAACAAUUAGUAGUAAAAAUCAAGAAAAAACUCGAAUAUCUAACAGGCAGGUCUCAAAUAUUGUUUCACCAUUAAGUAUGAAAGAAAUGAAGCAGAAAGGGUUGACAAAGUAUGAUGCAGAACUCUUAAUAGCCCAAGGUUGCAUUGCAGAUGUAGUUGAUGGAGUUUCCAGUAAAGAGGCCCAAGGUAGUAGAGAAUCUUCUGCUUCAAGUAGGGGUGAAAGAUUACGUCGUAGAACAGAUAGUAGCCGUGUUUUGAAUGGACCGAAUUCUGCCACUGCCACUUCUAAUCAAAGCCAAGCACCUCAAUCUCGUUGCUGUAGUAUUACUAGUUCGAGAAGUAGCCGUGAUUCCCACUCUGGUAUAGUUUUAAGGAGUCAUAAACGUCUUAAUGAUACAUGUACACAAUCUACUUGUUCUAAAGUAAGAAAUUCAUCUAAAACAGAUAGUAAAUUGAGUAGAAAUCAUAAUAUACAUAAAUCUGAAAUUGAUCAAAGUAGUUUAGAAGUAAAUAAAUUAACUGUUGAAGUAAAAUCAUCUCCAGAUCCUCAAACAGAACAUAGUGAACCAGAGUCUCAAUUGGUAACUUGUGGUGAAACAGGACAUGUAAAUACAGAGAACAAAUGUGAUCCAAGUGAAUCUCUGAAUCAUAACACUGAACUGCCUUCAAUAGUUACAGCAAAAACAGAUGCUGUUGAAAAAGAUAUAUCAAAUGUAAAAGAACAAGUAAUAGAUAAUGUUAAGUGUAAUACAAGUGAUGAUGCAUGUAUAAAAAGUGAAAUCUGUGACUUUAGAGAAAAUGUUAACCCAAGUGAGCCUAAGGAUAGUAAAUCAAAUAAGCAUCAUAAAAGUGAUGUAUCAAAUCGGACUGAAGACACAAAAAAGGAAUCAGAAUCUGGGCCUCCUUGGUUGGCAGACAAUUCAAAUAAAAGCAGUGAUUGUCCAUGUACACCUCCACGAAGGGGCCUGAAGUUGACUUUACGUGUUAAACGAAGUCCAGUGGUGGAGGAAGUAAUGGACUGUGGAGGGACAGUUGAAGCUCCAGAAUAUGAAGUUUUAAGGUUAGAAGGUGUGGAUCCUGAAACUGCACGUCGACUGAAGAAACGACGUCGAUCCAAGGAGCGGCAUCGUAAACAUAGUCCUAUCCGUCCCCUGCCUCCUAUGAAACGCUUAAGAUUAAUUUUUGGUAAUGAAAGUCGCACUAUCGACUUGCCCACUGCUAUGUCGGCAGAC
Molecule: messenger RNA, 2106 nt
Organism: Brenthis ino (lesser marbled fritillary)
Lineage: Eukaryota; Metazoa; Arthropoda; Insecta; Lepidoptera; Nymphalidae
Source: the annotation of a GenBank genome assembly